Messenger RNA from Sorghum bicolor (sorghum), 1370 nucleotides. Its product is annotated as protein LURP-one-related 5. Lineage: Eukaryota; Viridiplantae; Streptophyta; Magnoliopsida; Poales; Poaceae. The transcript is spliced from 2 exons. Bases 78 to 938 code for a protein of 286 amino acids. The record is from RefSeq and is a predicted model, not a curated record.
UACAGUACAGGCACCGAUAGCUAGAAACUUCUGUUGUCUUUGUCCAUUCAUCACGCGAAGCAAAGCAAGGGCAAGCCAUGCACCCGGUGCCACCGCGAUCGUCGACGUCGAGCCCCAGCAGCAUCGCCGCCAGCGCCACGCGGGUACACCCAUCCGACGCCGCCGACGCCGACGCCGUCGCCGUCGCUCAUCAUCGUCACGACGGCAGCAGCGGCGGCCGCCGUGGCCGUGCCACCAACGCCACCACCAGCCGCCGCGGCGCCGUGGGGCAGGGUCAGCCGGCGGUGUACACGGUGUGGAAGCGGUCGAGCAUGGGCUUCCAGGGCACGGACGGCUUCUCCGUCUACGACGCCGCCGGCAGUCUGGCGUUCCGCGUCGACAACUACUCCCGCCGCCGGAAGCUCUUCGCCGGCGAGCUCCUCCUCAUGGACGGCCGCGGCGCGCCGCUCCUGGCUCUCCGCCCGCAGAUUCUCAGCAUGCACGACCAGUGGAACUGCUACAGAGCAGCUUCAUCAUCAGAAGAAUCCGCCGGCGACAAGACGAGCUUCCCCAGACGGCAACAUCUCUUCUCAAUGAGAAAAUGCUCACUUGUCAAAGGCACUGACGAAGCGGAAGUGUACAUGGCAUCAGGAUCAGCAGCAGCAGCUCACGGCGUCCAGCAGGUCCCGAGCUUUACGGUGCAGGGCAGCUUCUGGAGGAGAAGCUGCAAGAUCCGGAAAGGCGGCGACGGCGAGGAGGUGGCGAGGAUCACCAGAAAGAAGGUCGGCGCAGCGGCGUCGCAGCCGGUCACGCUCGGCGAAGACGUGUUCAGCCUCACCGUCAUGCCGGACGCUGAUUGCGCCAUGGUCAUGGCUUUCGUUGUUGUCAUGGACCGCAUCUGCCAGAGGCCGUACAAGCCCUUGAUGUGUUCUUCUUCGUCAGGGUCCUGUGCUUCGUAGGCCAUACAUGGUAUCGGUGCUCAUAUGAAGGGGUUUUGUUUGGAUCUGGUGCAUGGUUGUUUGUGAGGGAAUUGUGGUGCUGAUCGAGGCAGUAGAUUAAUUCACAAGGGUAGGGAUUUGUAGUUGCUAAUUACAGAGAUGUCGCUAGUUGAUUGACUGGACAGAGACAGCCAACAUGGUAUAAUGUUGUAAGCUGUAACUCCAUCUUUUAGAGCAAUAGAUGAUGAUGAAUGACUAUUCAGAUUUAUUUAGCUGCAACUAAUCUAACAUUGCAAUUGCUAUAGAGACUGCAGUUAGUAGUGCAUAGCUAGUGUGAUCCCUAACUUUCAGGGAAAGUUCCUAACUCCUAAGGGCUGUCUCUUCUUUAUACUGAAACUCAAAAGGAAGAUGCUACUGUUACAAGUUGGCUCGGCUAGGAACAAACAGAUCGAG